This is a messenger RNA of Syngnathus acus (greater pipefish), 2004 nucleotides long. It is a transcript of the gene pigs, whose product is annotated as phosphatidylinositol glycan anchor biosynthesis, class S. The coding region runs from base 30 to 1715 and encodes 561 amino acids. Gene Ontology annotation, biological process: attachment of GPI anchor to protein. The transcript has 12 exons. NCBI's taxonomy places the organism in Eukaryota, Metazoa, Chordata, Actinopteri, Syngnathiformes, Syngnathidae. The record is from RefSeq and is a predicted model, not a curated record. Gene Ontology annotation, cellular component: GPI-anchor transamidase complex.
UGACGUUGCGCACCCAUUCAUUUGCAGAAAUGGCUUCCGCGGAAGUGGAGAAAACGCGCAGCCGACUCGCCACCCUCUCUAUCGUGGCCGUGGUCAUCCUGGUGGGAAUCCCUGUAUGGUUGCGGACCACCACCACGUACCGCUCCUGGUUGCCCAUGGCUCAGAUUCAAGAGCUGGCUGAGCUGCAGCUGCAUCUGAGCACCGACGUGGAGGUGGUGUUUGUUCGCGGGACGCUGACACCAGAACAGCAGAAGAAGCUUCCCCUGACGCGCACACUAGAUGAGGACCAUGAAAUUGACAGAGAGACUUCUUUGACUUAUAGAUAUGAGAUGCGUUAUCGCACUGCGACCAUCAUGGAGGAGGACGCCCUGAACCAGCCCACCGCUGAUGCCAUCGAUCAGUCCUUGCACGCACUCAGCGAAAGUCCGUGCGGCUCUUUGGUGAUUUACAUAAUCCCACUAUCGUCUUUGUUGCUGCCUCAGGAUGUGAGGGUUUACGUGGGCCAGCGACGGACGGCCCUGCUGCGCGCCGGCGCCGAGACGACAGAGGGCAGGACACUGGAUCAAGUGCUUGCCUAUACAGAGACGCGGGUCAAGGAGGUGCUGCGGACGAUUUCGUUCAGCCACGACGACAUCACGGCCGCCCUCAGCGACAGAGUGAGACUCAGCCCGGGACAUCCACAAACCAAAGCUGACAGCAUGAGAGCCUUCAAGUCCAGUCCGGGUUACGAGAUCACCUUCAGCCUGCUGAAUCCUGACCCCAAGUGGCACCGCGUGCAUUGGGACAUAGAGGGCGCCGUCUACACCUACGUCCAACCCAUGCUCUCCAAACUCAGCCCCUUGGCCAAUUUUAGCAUUGACUCUCAGAUGGUGUCCUAUUCCUUUCUGGGCGUCAACGCCAAAUUCGACAACAACCACCACGCCUACACGUUGAGCGCCGACAGCCUCGCGCACGUCAUCAAUCCCGUCGAGGCUCGACUGGGCUCCAACGCAGCCUCGUCCAACCCGCUGCUCAACUUUCUGCUGUAUGUGCCUGACCACCAACAUUUGCCGCUCUACAUCCUCGAUGAGCAGAAGCGACAGUUUUCCUCCAACGCCUUUCAUUCGCCGCAAUGGGGCGGAAUCAUGAUAUAUAAUGUAUUCGGCUUCUAUGGACCGGAUUUGCAAGCUUUCGACGUCAACAUCAACAUGACCAAAGUGAUGGGCGUCUUCCUCGCACAACUACGGCUGCUGCUGGGCGUGCAUCCCUUGUCGCCUCCCGCCGGAUUCCUGUUGGCGCCGCCUGACAGCUCGGGCCUGUUAGACUGGGAACUGGACCGUCUCAUGUGGAGUCGCACCGUGGAAAACAUCGCCACGGCAACCACCACCAUCACAUCGCUGGCGCAACUGCUGGACCAGAUCGAGAACAUCGUCAUCAACGACAACAUUGCCGAGCAGGUGUCGAAUGCUGUGGCGUCGCUGCGGCUGGCGAGCGCCGAGCUGGAGUCGGGCAACCUGGCCUUCGCCCUGCAGUACAGCAAGGAGGCCAUCCUGGCGUCGGAGCGGGCCUUCUUCGACCCGUCCCUGCUCCACCUGCUCUACUUCCCCGACGACCAGAAGUUCGCCAUCUACAUCCCGCUCUUUGUGCCCGUGGGUGUGCCCGCUUUGGUGGCGCUGCUCCAUAUGCUUGUGGAGGCGAUCCGCAAGCGUAGGGACAAGCAUGCCAAGAAGGACUAAAGAGGUGGGUGAGGAUUGUCACCUUGUUAAGUUAAGCUUUCCCCGAAGAAUGCAAAAACGACUUUUGGUUUUUGAAAUUUGGAGAAAAGAACUAAAGGUACCGUACAUGUUUUUUAUUGGACAGCAAAGCAUUCUGGGGUCUUUUUCUACGUCAGGGAUUUUGAAAUGCUUUUAUUUGAGUGCCCACUGUGACUGUUCAGCACUACUACUGGUCUACUUGCUAAAUAAUGUCUUUUUUCUUCUAAGUUAUUGAAAAUUAAAAUACUACUUCUAAGUCCUUAUUUGUAUU